Messenger RNA from Thunnus maccoyii (southern bluefin tuna), 1097 nucleotides. It is a transcript of the gene ldlrad4b, whose product is annotated as low density lipoprotein receptor class A domain containing 4b. The transcript has 3 exons. The record is from RefSeq and is a predicted model, not a curated record. Gene Ontology annotation, molecular function: R-SMAD binding. Lineage: Eukaryota; Metazoa; Chordata; Actinopteri; Scombriformes; Scombridae. Gene Ontology annotation, biological process: negative regulation of transforming growth factor beta receptor signaling pathway. The coding region runs from base 170 to 919 and encodes 249 amino acids. Gene Ontology annotation, cellular component: Golgi membrane; early endosome membrane.
UGUAAUUGUGCAGAUUUAUUUGGUGUGUUUAAAAUUUUUGUGUUCACAUAAUGACCGGGAUUAUUUGGAACCCGCGUCUCUUGUGUCGUGUUUGAGUCUAAUCCUCUCCUCUCUGUGUGUUUGUGCAGCUGAACUGGAGUUUGUUCAGAUCGUCAUCAUCAUCGUGGUGAUGACAGUGAUGGUGGUGGUGAUCAUCUGCCUGCUCAACCACUACAAGCUCUCCACCUGGUCCUUUAUAACAAGGCAGAGCCAGGCCCGCAGGCACGACCAUGCCCUGCAGCAGGACGGGUGCCUGUGGCCUUCAGACAGUGGCUCUCGACAAGGUGCCUCGGAGGUAUUAUACGCUCCCCAGGCCAGGGAUCGCUUCACCGCUCCCUCCUUCAUGCAGCGCGACCGCUUCAGCCGCUUCCAGCCCACCUACCCCUACCUGCAGCACCAGAUCGACCUGCCGCCCACCAUCUCGCUGUCGGAUGGCGAGGAGCCCCCGCCGUACCAGGGGCCCUGCACCCUGCAGCUCCGCGACCCCGAGCAGCAGAUGGAGCUUAACCGCGAGUCGGUGAGGGCGCCGCCCAAUCGGACCAUCUACGACAGUGACUUGAUCGACAUGGGGGGAGGCGGGAGCCUGGGAGGGGUGGGGGGAGGAGGGGGAGGCAUGGGAGGAGGCGGUCCGAGGCCGCCAAGCAGUAACUCGGGCAUCAGCGCGGCCAACUCCAGCAGCCACGGGCGCAUGGAGGGACCCCCGCCGGCGUACAGCGAGGUGAUGGGCCACUACCCCGGCUCAGCGUUCUUUCUACACCAGCACAGCAAUAACCAGAGGGUGGGGGGGCCAGGGAGCAGGACGAUCCAGCAGCAGAGCCAAUCAGAAAGCACAAUUGUACCUGCCAAGGCCAAGGAUGGCCAACCGGAGGACCUGGUGUGAAGAAAAGAGCAGGUGGGGCCGCCCACCCCAGACUGAGAACUGUCUCUCCUCUUCACCCCUCUGUCCACUGAUCACCUGUAAGCAGCGGUCUCUCUAUCGCUCUCUCUCUCUGUCUCUCAUGUCCUCUCUCCACACUCCCAUGCACAAAUAAAUAUCAACCUUAGCUACAACAAAACAA